UCUCUCCUUAAACACAAGUCGGCAGAGCAGCCAGUAACAGCUUUGUUAUUUUCCAUUUUUGGUUCUUUCUGCGUUUUCCUCAUCCCCAUUCAUUUUUCCUCUUCUAGGAACCACCUCGCGUACACAUGCAAUGCGUGAAGGUUUGAACAAGGCUGUUGUACACGUUUUGGAGCCCAAAAUUCGAUCUCACCCACUUUGGUUCGUCUCCUUUUCCUUUCAAUUCUUGUAUUAGUUGAACCAACUUGGAUUAGAGAAGCGUUGUUUUUUAAUUUGCCGAAAAUCCCAGAAACAAGAUCAAAGCUUUUUUGAUUUCUGAGUUGAGAUGGGGCAGUUGAUGUGUGUCUAAAUGUUAAAAGUUACUUGGGUUUGGAGCUGAGUUUGUUUGUAACUGUAAGAAGGAAAAAGAAGAAGGAUGAGUGCUACCGCGGAUGGAGUGAAGUACUCACCCGAGUGGUUGGUUAAGCACUCGAAUGUUUCUGUUGAGGAGAAGCUUGACGAGCUUCGGCGUUUGAUGGGCAAAGCCGAAGGUGAUCCGUUAAGGAUAGUUGGUGUAGGGGCAGGUGCUUGGGGAAGUGUUUUUGUUGCUAUGUUGCAAGACACUUAUGGACACUUGAGAGAGAAGGCGGUGGUGAGAAUAUGGAGAAGAUCUGGAAGGUCUGUGGAUAGAGCCACAGCUGAACAUUUGUUUGAAGUGAUCAAUGCAAGGGAAGAUGUGUUGAGGAGGCUGAUUAGGCGGUGCGCUUACUUGAAGUAUGUCGAGGGGAGAUUAGGUGACCGGAUACUUUUUGCGGAUGAGAUAUUGAGAGACGGGUUCUGUCUGAAUAUGAUUGAUACUCCUCUUUGCCCUUUGAAGGUUGUCACCAAUUUGCAGGAGGCUGUGUGGGAUGCUGAUAUUGUGGUGAAUGGGCUGCCGUCUACUGAAACUCGUGUCGUGUUUGAAGAAAUUAGUAGGUAUUGGAGGGAUAGGAAAACAAUGCCAAUUAUAGUUUCUCUUUCAAAAGGUGUUGAAGCUGAAUUGGCGCCCGAACCGCGCAUAGUUACUCCCACUCAGAUGAUCCAGCGAGCAACUGGUGCUCCUCUUGAAAACAUUCUCUACCUUGGAGGACCCAACAUUGCCUCAGAGAUAUACAACAAUGAAUAUGCUAAUGCUCGGUUAUGUGGAGCGGAAAAGUGGAGAAAGCCAAUGGCUAAGUUUUUAAGGCAGCCACACUUCAUUGUGUGGGACAAUGGUGACCUUGUUACUCAUGAAGUUAUGGGUGGCUUAAAGAAUGUCUAUGCCAUUGGAGCUGGAAUGGUAGCUGGGUUAACCAAUGAGAGCGCCACCAGCAAAUCUGUAUACUUUGCACAUUGUACAUCAGAGAUGAUAUUUAUCACUCAUUUGUUGGCAAAAGAACCAGAGAAGCUAGCAGGACCUUUAUUGGCUGACACGUAUGUAACCCUGUUGAAAGGUCGUAAUGCAUGGUAUGGACAAAAGCUGGCCAACGGGGAGUUAAGCCUUGAAAUGGGUGAUAGCAUCAAGGGGAAGGGUAUGAUUCAGGGAGUCUCUGCUGUGAAAGCAUUUUAUGAGCUGCUUAGUGAGCCCUCUCUAAGUGUCAAACAUCCUGAAGAAGAUAGGCUCAUUGCUCCUGUUCAGCUUUGUCCUAUCUUGAGGAUUCUAUAUAGUAUACUUAUAAAAAGGGAGUUCCCACCUCAGGCUAUUCUUGAAGCUUUAAGGGAUGAGACCAUGCACGACCCUCGGGAGCGUAUUGAGAUUGCUCAAACCCAUGCUUUUUACAAGCCAUUUCUUCUUGGUCAGCAGCAGCUCUGAUAAUGGAAGUUUCCUCUAGCAUGUAAGUGGCAAGAAGUGUUGGCAUAAAAUUCAAAAUAGCAAUUCCUGUCUGGUGGUGAUUUUAUCUGGAGAAUGCCUUGGUACAGAUGGUUUGUUCUGUUGUGUAUUGUUUAAAGUUGGUGUAGAUUUUUACUUGCGUUGGAAAUCGUCACUUUCUACUCAGAUUUGUCAUUACAUAUUUCUCCUGAGAUGAAUGACAAAUAAGUUCCCACAGCAACCAGAUUGGUGAAAGGAUUACUUAAGGUCAGUCAAGAAGGAAGUGGAGAGGCCGGAGGAUCUGGCGGUGGGGGUUCUCGAUGGCAGAAGGGCUUCUUCGGUCUGCAGCAGACUAUCCGGUUGGUGGUGUUGUUGAUCGGUGACUGGCGGUUGGGGACGACUUGUUUUGGGCCUGGGAUUAGGAUUGGGCCUGGUUAUAAAAUUGGGCUUGAAUUUGGGCCAAACAUUGGCCUGAAAAUUAGCCGCAGAAUAGUCUUUUUGAUUUUGUGUUAUGUUUUCUAUGUUUUGUUGUUGUUUUGACGUUUUAAUACAAAAGAAUGCUAAUUAAGCUACGACAUAUAUCAUCCAGAUUUACCCAAGUAAUUUCUUCACGGGUUCAGACUUCAGAAUCA
This is a messenger RNA of Rosa rugosa (rugosa rose), 2436 nucleotides long. RefSeq names its product probable glycerol-3-phosphate dehydrogenase [NAD(+)] 2, cytosolic. Bases 413 to 1807 code for a protein of 464 amino acids. Gene Ontology annotation, biological process: carbohydrate metabolic process; glycerol-3-phosphate catabolic process. The transcript is spliced from 5 exons. Gene Ontology annotation, cellular component: glycerol-3-phosphate dehydrogenase (FAD) complex; cytosol. NCBI's taxonomy places the organism in Eukaryota, Viridiplantae, Streptophyta, Magnoliopsida, Rosales, Rosaceae. The record is from RefSeq and is a predicted model, not a curated record. Gene Ontology annotation, molecular function: NAD binding; glycerol-3-phosphate dehydrogenase [NAD(P)+] activity.